Ectocarpus siliculosus is the source of this 924-nucleotide messenger RNA. The record is from the annotation of a GenBank genome assembly. NCBI's taxonomy places the organism in Eukaryota, Phaeophyceae, Ectocarpales, Ectocarpaceae.
UGUCUUGGGGUGUCCAUCCACAACGCGGAAGUGGCCGCAUUGUCCAUGGCGGAAUCGAGCAUGGUGUCGGCAGCAGGAGAUGGAGGAAGGGGAGAGGGACUGGACCGAUCAGUGAGGUUCCGGCCCUGCAUCGAUCUCCACGAGGGCAAGGUGAAGCAGAUUGUAGGAUCAACUCUGUCGGCAACAGGGGAGAGAACGUCGACGCUUGAAACCAACUACGAGACCACCAAGAGCUCGGCCGAUUUCGCCAAGAUGUACGAGCGAGAUGGCCUCCGAGGGGGGCACGUGAUCAUGCUCGGCGGAGGGUGUGAGGAAGCAGCACUGGCGGCAAUAAAGGCGUUUCCUGGUGGCUUGCACGUCGGUGGGGGCGUUAACCCUUCUAACGCCAUGAAAUAUCUCGAUGCUGGUGCUAGCCACGUGAUCGUCACGAGCUACGUCUUCAAGGACGGGGAAAUCGACUGGGAGAGACUGGAAGAGCUCCGAACAGCCGUAGGAAAAGAUAGGCUAGUGCUUGACCUCAGCUGCCGAAGACGUCCCGGGGGUCUGGAGCGGGGAGACUUUUUGGUGGUGACCAACAAGUGGCAAAAGUUCACCCGCUUCGCCGUCACGCGGGAAAACCUCGAGCGGUUAGCGGGCUACUGCGACGAGUUCUUGGUGCAUGGGGUCGACGCAGAGGGCAAGAUGUGUGGCGUGCUGGAAGACUUGGUAUCUUUGCUCGGCGACUUCAGCCCAAGAUUGGUCACCUACGCUGGAGGGGCUAGUUCUCUGACGGACCUCGAUCGGGUGCGGGAGCUUGGGCGUGGUCGGGUAGAUCUAACCAUAGGCAGCGCUCUGGAUAUCUUCGGGGGCGACCUUCGUUACGAUGACGUCGUACUUUGGCAAAGACAGCAAGAAGCAAGGAAGCCAGUAACCAGCGGCGAGUAG